Aspergillus candidus is the source of this 1764-nucleotide messenger RNA. RefSeq names its product anion exchange family protein. Gene Ontology annotation, molecular function: solute:inorganic anion antiporter activity. NCBI's taxonomy places the organism in Eukaryota, Fungi, Ascomycota, Eurotiomycetes, Eurotiales, Aspergillaceae. The transcript is spliced from 6 exons. The record is from RefSeq and is a predicted model, not a curated record. Gene Ontology annotation, cellular component: plasma membrane. Bases 1 to 1764 code for a protein of 587 amino acids. Gene Ontology annotation, biological process: monoatomic ion homeostasis; monoatomic anion transport; transmembrane transport.
AUGGCAAGUUCGUCCUCUACCCACUCCAUCCCCCUCGAACGGGAAAAGACAUACACCUACGACAGUCUCCAGGGAUGGAAGAGCGUGCGCAUCCUCCGUCUCGGCCGGGGGAUGUAUCACGACGUGCGCAGAAGACUUCCCUACUAUAGGAGCGACAUCACGGAUGCAUUCACAUACCGCACGGUAGCCAGUAUCGUGCGCAUGUACUUCGUCAACAUUCUUCCUGCGAUAGCAUAUACACUCGACAUGGACCGCCGGACGGGCAAUUUCUACGGCAUCAACGAGGGUCUGUUCUCGUCUGCGCUGGCCGCUAUGAUCUUCAGUGUGUUUGCCGCGCAGCCGCUGACUAUUGUCGGCAUUACGGGGUUGAUUUCGCUGUUUAAUUACACGAUCUACGAUAUUGUAACCCAGUACGAGCCGUCUAUUUAUCCGAACUUUAUGUGCUGGACGGCUAUCUGGGCGGCGAUCUUCCACUGGAUUGUGGCGGCUUGUAAUAUCUGUGACUAUAUGCGCUACGUGACGGAUUUUUCUAGCGAGUCGUUUGGGAUGUAUGUUGGGAUUAUUUAUUGUAUCAAAGGUGUGGAAGAGCUGGUGAACGAGUUUGAUUCUCAUGGCCACAGCGCAGGAUAUCUGGGCUGUGUAAUAGCCAUGCUAUACUUCCUCACCAUUUACGCACUGGAAAAGCUGGGGUCGAGUACCGUGUGGCGGCCCGGGUUCAGGGGAUUCCUGGCAGACUAUGCUUACGUUAUCGGGACUCUGUUCUGGGUAGGAUUUGCCCACUUCCCUGGGAACCUCAAGUCGACCGAUAUCACCUUCGUCCCGGUGACUCGCGCGUUCUAUCCCACGCAGGCGCGGGGCUGGCUCAUUCACUUUUGGGAGCUGGAUGUGAAGUGGAUCUUCGCGGCGCUGCCGUUUGGGUUUUUAACCAUGCUUCUUUUUUAUUAUGACCAUAAUGUCAGCAGCCUAGGCGCCCAAGCCCGACAGUUCCCCCUGAAAAAGCCCGCCGGCUUCCACUGGGAUUUUUUCCUCCUCGGCUGCACGACUUUCAUUGCCGGUAUCACCGGCGUCCCGAUGCCAAACGGACUAGUCCCCCAAGCCCCAGUCCACACUGACAGUCUCACCGUCUACGAAACCGACCUGCACAUUAUCCCCACAACAGAAGGCGAAGGCACCGAGAUCCGCCGGCCCGUAACAGCCGCCACGCGCGUUGUCGAGCAGCGCGUCUCGCACUUCGUCAUGGGCCUCGCCAUCAUCGGAACCAUGACAGGCCCGCUGCUCAUCGUGUUGCACAUGAUGCCGACAGCCGUCUUUGCAGGCGUCUUUUUCAUCGUCGGCUGGGGCUCGAUCGAGUCCAACGGCAUCUUGCAAAAGGCCGUGUUCCUCAUGCUAGAGGACCGCUUCGUGCAACGCGACAAUCCACUCCUGACCGUCCGCCGCCGCAAGAUCGCUCUAUUUAUCGCGUGUCAGGUUCUUGGCGUUGCCGCCUGCGUCGCUAUCUCGCAGACCAUUGCCGCUAUUGGCUUUCCCGUGCUGAUUAUCGCACUGAUCCCGCUCCGAGUUUGGGCCUUGCCGAAGUGGUUCAGUCAGCGUGAGCUGGACGUGUUGGACGAUUUGACGGCGAAUAAUAGCGCCGUGCUGGGCAGUUUGGGCGGUCCACCGGUGUUUCCGGGGCAGACUGAGCCUGCACAGGAGGGCCUUGCACGGAGGUAUUCAGAGCAGAUUCGUGGGGUGCCUAGACAGAGGGCUGGGAGUAUUAGUCGCUGA